This is a messenger RNA of Rhododendron vialii, 795 nucleotides long. RefSeq lists its product as uncharacterized. The transcript has 5 exons. The record is from RefSeq and is a predicted model, not a curated record. Lineage: Eukaryota; Viridiplantae; Streptophyta; Magnoliopsida; Ericales; Ericaceae. The coding region runs from base 1 to 795 and encodes 264 amino acids.
AUGGGAAAAACAUUUGUCUCUGUGGGGGAGAGGAGACUAGAAGGACCAGCUACUGCUGACGAAACUACCGAGCGAAUUCGAGUAAUUCAAGAAAGAUUGAAAGCAGCACAGAGUCGGCAAAAGAGUUAUGCAGAUUCGAAAAGGAGACCGUUGAAAUUUGAAGUUGGGGACUUCGUAUUUUUGAAAGCGUCUCCAAUGAAGGGGAAAAAGCGGUUUGGAAAGGCGGGAAAGCUACAACCGAGGUAUGUUGGACCAUUUGAAGUUCUAAAUAAGGUUGGUGAGGUGAGUUAUCGGUUAGUGUUACCGCCAGAGUUAUCCUAUGUUCAUGAUGUUUUCCAUGUGUCCAUGUUACGUCGACAUUUGCCUAACUCCGAUGAAAAGUUGCUUGUGACAACACCUACUGAACUUCAGGGAGACUUGAGAUAUGAGGUAACACUGGAAAAGAUCAUAGGCCGAAAGGACAAAGUUCUUAGGAACAAAGUGAUACAGUUAGUUAAAGUGUGGUGGACUAACCAACGUGAGUUCCUAAGCUUGAAAAAUUAUGAGAUUUUUACUGAGAGUUCCUCUUUGAGUUUUCUAUCUAUGGAAGCUUGGGUGGUUCGUAAAGCUGAGGUCUUAAUCAGGUUAAUUUCAGCUUUAGCGCAAAAGGGGCAUGGUGAGACUAUUAAUAAGCCAAAAGGGAAGUUGCAUGACAUAUAUGACGUUAGGGGCACUACGCCAAAAAUUGCCUUUGCCGGCGGUUUUUUUACCGGCGGUAAUAAAACCGUCGGAAAAGAGUCCUAUUACCGGCGGUAA